AUGGAAGGCAUCUCCGAUGUUGCGCAGGUUUUCAAGGUUUACUGGGCGUUGCUGCUGGGAAACAUUCUUGAAUGGUAUGAGUUCGCCAUUUACAGCUUCCUGGAGCCAUACUUGGAAAUCAACUUCUUUGGUGGCUCUGCCAUCUCAACUUGGUUGGGAUUUGCGUGCACCUUCGCAGCUCGACCGUUCGGCGGCAUCGUGCUUGGGCUUCUUGGAGAUCUCUUCGGGCGAAAAGUUUCAACGUUCCUCUCGAUCUGCGGAAUGAUCAUCGGCACCGUGGGCCAAGGCUUGGUGCCCAGCUUCCAAAGUGGCAAAGUGGCUGGGACUAUUGGGCUUGUGCUGUUGGUUCUGCUGCGGCUCCUUCAGGGCAUCUGUACCGGCGGUGAGAUCGCAGCUGUCUCCACCUAUAUCACUGAAGUUGGUCCAAAGAGAUCCCUGGCGCGGUCUAUGGCCCUGAUAGGAAUCACCGCAAACGCGGGCUUCCUUCUGGCGCAACUUGCCAGCUACUUGACACGUGAGGCAGUAGGUGUUACUGCUAUGGAGAACUGGGCAUGGCGCAUCCCCUUCAUCAUCGCUAUCAUCCCGGGCGCUGUUGCAACUGCUGGGCGGCGCUGCAUCCCCGAGUCACAGGUCUUCCUGGAGGCGAAGGCCCAGGCAGACGCCACAGCGCAGGUGUCAGAAACCAGCUGGGAUUCAGCAGAUGGUGCAGUUUCAGUCACUGUCGUUGCGGUCCCGGCUGAAGGUGCAGCUCGCCAGGCCAUGACCCGCAUCAAGCACCUGAUUGCAUCGCAGUGGCUAGCUCUGCUGGUAGGAAUCGGCAGUGUGGCAGGAGUAUCUGUCCUGCAGUACGGCGGAUUUCUCUGGGGCAAUGUGUUUUUGAAAAAACAUGGCGCAACACCCGACAGUUUGAUAGCAGCAGGAACUACGGCACGUUUGUUGUCAAUUGUUCUUGCACCCUUUGUGGCUUGGCUAGCUGACACAGUGGGAAUUGGUUGGAUUCAACUGGUUGGUACGCUGGUGCUGACAUUCGCUGGACUGCCACUCUUCCUGGUACAGAAGUGGAUGCCCGAUAGCUUCAGCAUCGUGAUUGCAGCCUAUGGAAUUGGCUAUGGAACAAUCUUCGGUCUGGUCGGGAUGAUAUUCUUCUUGCUCGUCGUGGAACUAUUCCCGGUGGAGGUGAGGAAUGCGGGUGUGGGAUUGAGUUACAACAUCGGCUUUUGCUUUUUUGGAGGCUUCGCCCCGACGGUCUUUCAGGCAGCGCUUUCAUGGCAUCCCUGGGGACCUGGAUGGCUGAUGUCCUUUGCAGGGCUCGCCUCCCUGCUAACAUUCGCUGCGAGCAUUUGGCUACAAGCUGCUGGGAAGGGAAACUUCCGGCUCGCGCACAUCAGGGUGCUGCUGUACAGUGCACAGAAGGACUGGCCAUCCUCAGGUGAGAGCGAUGACCUGCUGAAUGAGUCGCAGUCCAUCCUGUUCAGCGAGGUGUUCUCGAGCUUUCUCGAAACGGCCUCCACACCGCAGAGAAAAGGACCCAAGCCCAAGGAUAUCAAGAAGACGAAGGACUCCAAGGAUGUGAGCACUUCCAAAGAUUCAGGUGCCCGUGAAAAGGGUGAGAAGGACAGUCUCAAGGCUUGCGAAUGGUCGCCGAUUCUGAACGUUCAGAGAAAGUUUUGCAAGCAUCAGCAGAGACAGUAUUCUGUCCAGGUCGCAGCGGACCUUCUGAAAGGAGAGCCAUUCGGCAAAUUGCGGAGGAAGGGAUAUGGAGCCAUGAUGCGAAAUCCUCCGCUUUCCCUACCGUCUGCUGUGUCUGCACAGUUCGGCUUUCCGAGCGACUGGUUGACUUCCAGAUCUUCCUGCAACGAUGUUGCGCGGAGGAGGAAUUUGGCCCCGACAGUCGAGCGCUUCCCCGCAUUGAGAAGCAGUGGUGUUAGGCCUCCGCUAGGCGAUUUAGAUGAGAUAGACGCAGCAGAUGAGGCAGCCGCAUGGUCGGCAUCUGCGCGUAAGGUGAAUGAUCGGCGUGAAGUUCGUGAGCCAGCCUUCAAGAUUGAUCGGCCCUGGCUUUCCGGAGCGCGGCGACCUCGUCUUUUGGAGCGUGCAGCUGGAGGCUUGUGCGAAGCAGCUGAUGAUGCGUAUCUCUACGCGGCCGCGCCCAAGAAUCGGGGACUGACGAUGAGCAUGAUAUCCAUCACGGGCCCCUCAGAGUCACCAAGUCGCACUCCCACGGUGACAAUGCGACCCGAUGAGCCCAGGAAGUCCAUCAAAUCCAAGAUCAAGGAAGCAAUGAUGAACAGAAUGAGCGAGCAGAUAGAUGUCGUUCAAGAUGCGGCAAGCCAAGUGAAAGACUCACGGCGUCAGAGGGCAGAUGACGAACGGGAAGUUGCCUUCAAGGAAGCACAAAAUCAGGCUGAUGCCAGCGACGAGGCCGCAUCGAAAAGCACUGGCCUGUGGAGGCUUCACCACAAGGAGUCAAAGCGCUCCCGCCUCUCACGCAUCACAACCUGCCGGAGGCUGAAGGAGACCGAUGGCACCGUUGCGGUUGGCUACCGCGACAGGGUGAACAGAUAUGAGGCCGAGGCAGCGCAGGAGUGCUUCUUGCGGUAUUUUUCCUCCAAGUCUGGCAAUGCCUGGAGCGCAGACGACAUCAUUGAAGCACUGGCAGAUUUCGGCAUCAAGGCCGCGAGCCGUUCCGAGAAGCUGGCGUUGAAGUCUGUUCUGAGUGAGUACGAGGGAGAUGAGAUUGGCUUCAACAAUUUCUGCUCCAUCAUAGAGGAGGCUCGCAGUAAGUUGAGAUCAACAAGAUCACUCGCUGUCUUCCAGGCAUGGAAAUAUGCAGACAAGGAGGAUGCUGGAGGCUUGCAUGCGGAGGCCGUGAUGCAGUUACUGGAGGAUCUCCAGCUGGCAUCUGAGAAGGACAGUUUGGAGCGCCAGUAUGUGGAGGCCAUGGUGUCAGACUGCCGCCCAGAUCCGGCUACAGGCCUCAUCGGGCUGUCAGAGGUGGAGUUCUUGUUUUCCGCGGUUCGUGAGUACAUGAUGCAAUGCCAACGAAGUCGAGAGCGGGAGCUGCAGGCAGAGUACGGGCUUUCGGGCACCAUGUUCCAAGAGUUCCGCAGCCAGUUGAUCAAGUUUCAUGAGUCUUUCCAAGAACUUGAUGAUGAUGACAGUGGCGAACUGGAUGAGAACGAGGCCAUGAACCUCCUGACUCACUUUGGAUGCCUGAGCAACGUGUCCAGCAUGCCAGUCGAGAAGAAGAUGCAAGCUCAGGCAAUCAUUGAGUGGCACCUGAACGAGUCUGAGGAUCAUACGCUCUCCUUUCCAAGGUUUCUGUCAGUAGUCAAGCACCUCCGCACUUUGGGAAUGGAUGACAAGAUGGAUGUUGUGGAAUCACUCUUCAACCAAUACGACCGCGACCAGUCGGGCAAGCUGACAAUAAAGGACGUCUGCCAGAUCCUCAUGGACCUUAACAUCAAGCCUAGGUCUGUUCUGGAGCAGGAGAACAUGGCCCAGCUGAUAGAGGAAGCGGACUCUGAAGGAAGCGGGCUGCUAAAUGUCACGGAGCUCUUACUACUUGUCCAGCGAAUAAACGAGCGUGUUGCUGAGCUGGAUCGCAUGGACAUCUUGCGGAAGGCCCAGGCCCUGAACUUCACAACGAAGCAAGCCAAUACCCUCUGGGAAACCUUCGAGGAGCUUGAUGAAGAUGGUGAGGGCUUGGUGCCAACUGGCCAGGCGAGCAGGCUUUGGCAGUGA
Symbiodinium pilosum is the source of this 3741-nucleotide messenger RNA. NCBI's taxonomy places the organism in Eukaryota, Dinophyceae, Suessiales, Symbiodiniaceae. The record is from the annotation of a GenBank genome assembly.